AGCUAGUGUUCUAGAUAGCUAUCAUUAAAUGAAACAAAAAAUUCUAAAGAAAGAUGCCGUCACUCUCUGAUUUAAACAACUUAUUCCCAACAAAGUUACAUGCUGUUAUCUUUGUUGGUUAUAUGGGUCUAUUUAUUAAUCAAGGUAUCUUGGUCACUGCAACUAAAGACAAAGACAACAAGUAUUCGUACAAUCCAACAAUCACAGUGUUGUUAUCUGAACUUUUAAAACUCAUUGUUGCUUCUAUAUUGUUUGUUAAAGAGUCAGGUGUGUUUGCUUUGUUUCAAGGCUUUAUAAGAUAUUUCAAUGUGUUCCUGCUGUAUUUGGUUCCAUCCUUCUUAUAUUGUUUAUACAACAACUUGGCAUUUGCUAACUUAAGCUCGUACGAUCCAACCACAUACUUUUUGUUACUACAGUUCAGAGUGGUAGUGACUGGAGUUGUGUUCCAGGUAAUUUUCAAAAAACAGCUUAGUCGUAUGCAAUGGUUUUCUUUAUUCCUCCUCACGUUCGGUUGCAUCGUCAAACAGCUGAACACAACUGCUGCAAAUGGCAUGCCGAAACUUAGCAUAGCUUUCAAUAUGAGUCUGGCUUUAAUUUUAGUUCAAAUUUUCUGCUCUUGCUUUGCUGGAGUCUAUAACGAGUAUUUGCUGAAAGGGCAAGGCGAAGAUGUGCCGUUUAUGCUACAAAAUGCAUUUAUGUACGUCAAUUCUAUCAUUUGUAAUGUGGCUAUCCUUGGUUACACUGGUUCUCUGACAGAAGGUAUGACAACGAAAAGCGUGAACUCCAUCCUACAGGCAAAAGUUUUAAUGAUCAUUUUCAACAAUGCGGCGAUAGGUAUUGUUACGGCCAUGUUUUUGCGCUCGUUAAAUUCGAUCUUAAAAACAUUUGCAAGUGCCUUAGAGCUGAUGUUUACAGCUGUCCUAUGCUGGAUCAUUUUCGGCAUUCCUGUUAAUAUCAUGACAGCUGUUGCUAUAGGAAUUGUUUCCUACGCUACUCUCUUGUACGCAAAGAAUCCGGUGGAUAACACACCCAAGAGUAGUGGCGCCACUAAAGUAUGAAUUCUGCGGAAUCAAGUCGUCUCAGUGACGUUGUGAGUUUUAGGGACAAUAUGGUUUUAAAGGAAUAAAUUUGAUGUGAAACAUGCACAAUGUAAAAGAAAGAGAGCUAACAUUUGUCAAACAAUUUCAUGUGAAUUCUCUUCGUUAGACACGGGUUGUUCAUUUGAAUACAACCUUCACUUUUUCCUUUUUGAUUAAAAAAGAUUGGUAAAAAAAGUUUUUAUUUAAAAGUGAUUUUUUCUCUGUAAAUAAAAAGAAAGAUUAAAACGUGCUAAGUUAGACGAGACAAAGUUUACCUCGUCUUUUCAGUCAUUGUUACUAUUAAAUAACAUUUCUAUCUUAUUCCAUACUGGCUACAUCACUUCCCUCUAUAUAUCGUCUUCAAAUGCAAGAGUGAAAAUACAUAGAUUUAUCCUUUUAUGUUUUUUGUUACGCUUAAUGUUUCGUUAUGAUUGUAUAUGUUGUCUGUACAUCAUAUAAUAAAAAUAAUAUUUAUCCAAACAAUGCGAAGUUACUUUUUAUAUCAAUUGGUAUGCUCUCCCCAUUGCAGAGAGCUGCAUGUUCAAGACGUUUUCUUUACGGAAAUAUUGAAAUAAUACUGAAAUAAUAUUUUUUUUAUUCUCUACUUUAACUUUUGGUCCAAAUUGUCCCAAAAUAAAACAGCUUAAAUUUACUUAUUUUCAACAAUAAUAUUUAAACUUGAUUUCCACAAGACAGAUUGCAGGGUGAUCUAGAUACUUGAAAUACUUAACUAUACUUGACAAAAUAACAGUACUUAAGAAUAUACUUGUAUUUGAAAUUUUGCAAAAAUUUAAAUAUAUUUGAAUAGUAGGCUCUGUACACUCAAAUAAAUUUGAAUACUAGCCUCUAAUACUUAAAUAUACUUGAAUAGUAGCUUCUUAAUACUCAAACAUACGAGAAUUUGUGUGAUAACCAACAUUUUUUAUCUAAUGUCUAGCAAUACUUAUGGAAUCAAACCUGUUGAAGUGUUUGUGUAACGUUCUUGGUUUUUGAAACAUUAUCUCUGUUUUCUUGUUGACCCUAGUUGCACCAAUGUUAUUAUGAAUACACAAGUCUGUCAUGGAAUAUUGCAAUGUUAGUCUGCUUUUCGUGUUUGCUGUUUUUAACAUUUUAGCUAACUAGCUAACUCAAAAAUGCUUGACUCAAACUUACUAAAGCUUCUGUGGUGAUAUGAAAUUAGUUUACGAAAUCAGUUACUCCCUGUAAAAGUUCAUGAACUGAACACAAUAUGAAGAGUUGCGCGAUUCGAUGAAACGUAAAUCCACACAAUGAAGGAUGAUGCACCACGACGACGAAAAACACUAGGACGCAACAAAAGCCACGCUGGAAA
Messenger RNA from Hydractinia symbiolongicarpus, 2409 nucleotides. Its product is annotated as UDP-galactose transporter senju-like. The transcript has 6 exons. Gene Ontology annotation, molecular function: UDP-galactose transmembrane transporter activity. Gene Ontology annotation, biological process: pyrimidine nucleotide-sugar transmembrane transport. Lineage: Eukaryota; Metazoa; Cnidaria; Hydrozoa; Anthoathecata; Hydractiniidae. The record is from RefSeq and is a predicted model, not a curated record. Gene Ontology annotation, cellular component: Golgi membrane. Bases 54 to 1058 code for a protein of 334 amino acids.